Molecule: messenger RNA, 1925 nt
Organism: Aspergillus nidulans FGSC A4
Lineage: Eukaryota; Fungi; Ascomycota; Eurotiomycetes; Eurotiales; Aspergillaceae
Product: putative choline transport protein
Exons: 2
Coding region: 249-1805 (518 amino acids)
Biological process (GO): transmembrane transport; amino acid transport
Cellular component (GO): membrane
Molecular function (GO): transmembrane transporter activity
Source: RefSeq, a predicted model, not a curated record
GUCGCCUUGCUUCGAUAAUCGUCCUCGCUUGCUCAAACGGUGCAGGGCUUCUCCCUUUUUCCUACUGAUCAGCCUCCUAUUGAGGAAGCCAGGACGGACGGUGACGCUCGCAGUCGUGCAUCCCAUCCCCUACAGAAUUCAUUGAAUCAUACCUUACGCCACCGGGAACCGACUCUUAUCAGGUCCCGAACCACGUUCGUUUCUGAUCUUAUUCCGUUCGAUUUCGUUCGUUUCUCACCCUCCCAAUAAUGGCUGAGGCAGCAGAAAAGAUGCCCGCGGUCGACUCAGCCAAGGAGGAACAAGGUUCUUCGGUGGAAGUGCCUGUGAAUGCGUCCGGCCACCGUCAAGAGCUCCAACGCAAUUACGGUCUGCUGAGUAUCUGUGCUCUUGCCAUCACGACUGGAAACACAUGGAUUGCCCAGGGAGGAAGUAUAGCGACUGCUCUUUCUAAUGGAGGCCCGUCUGGAGUUAUUUACGAAUUUAUCGCCGUCUCGGUCUGCUACUGGAUGGUGGCUGCAUCAAUUGCUGAACUGGCGUCAGGAAUGCCGUCUGCUGGUGGUGUCUAUCACUGGGCUUCUAUUACUGCUGGGAAGUAUGGUCGCGUCUGCGGGUUCUUCGCGGGCUGGUGGAACUGCUUGGCUUGGGUCUUUGGUGGCGCUUCUGUAUCCGCCAUUCUUGGCCAGCAGACGGUCUCGAUGUAUGCGCUGAUGCACCCCGGAUUCGAGAUGAAGGCAUGGCACGUCUUUGUCAGCUUCAUCAUCUGUACAUGGCUCUGCUGCUCGAUCGUCCUAUUUUUGAACCGGUUCCUCCCGCAGUUGAAUAACCUGGGCGGAUUCUUUAUUCUCUCUGGUGUGCUCAUUGUCAUCAUUGUCGCCGCCUGCAUGCCCCAUGUUAAUGGCGUGCCGUAUGCCACGAAUGAGGAUGUCUGGCGGACCUGGACGAACUCGACCGGAUACUCUAGCAAUGGCUUCGUUUUCGUCGCCGGUAUGCUGAACGGUGCUUACGCUGUCGGUACACCCGACUGCUCGACCCAUCUCGCCGAAGAGAUCCCUAAACCCAGCAGAAACAUCCCCAAGGCUGUCCUUGCUCAGAUGAGUAUCGGCUUCAUCUCUGCCUUGCUUUACAUGAUCACGCUUUUUUACGCCGUCAACGAUCUCGAGUCUGUUCUGGCCGCGCCUUUCCCUCUCGCUGAGCUCUACCGCCAGGCGACCGGAUCCAAGGGCGGCGGUCUUGGUCUCCUGAUCAUCACCUUCCUCCCUACCGUCAUCAACUGCGCCGGUUGCUACAUCACUGCGGGCCGUACCCUCUGGUCUCUUGCCCGCGACCGAGCGACUCCCUUCCCCAACUGGACUGGCCGUAUCAACUCGACUAUGCACAACCCCUUCAAUGCCACCCUCGUUUGCGGCGGCGUUAUCACAAUCCUGGCGUGUAUUUAUGUUGGUUCCACCACAGCCUUCAAUGCUUUCGUUGGCUGCUUCGUCCAGCUCUCUUCUCUUUCAUACUUCGCCGCCAUCUUCCCCCAUGUUCUCACUCGCCGCUCGUCCUUUGUCCGUGGCUACUUCUGGAUGGGCAAUAUUGGAUACGUCAUCAAUGUCCUUAGCUGCAUUUACAUUCUCGCCUUCGUGGUUAUCUUCUGUUUCCCCUUCGCUCUGCCCACCGAUGCGGCUUCCAUGAACUACGCUAGCUUGAUGACCGGCGGUCUGACUAUCUUCGUGGCCAUCAACUGGUUCUUCAGAAUGGGUUCAUACGAGGGCCCCAAGUUUGUCCCGUUGACUGACAGGGCUCUGGCGGAGGACGCCAAAUAGAAAAAGAAAAACCAAAACAAAAAUCGGAUACAAAUCGCGCAGGAAGAGUGAAUGUACCAAUAGUUACUGCACAUGGCGCUUUAGAUGAAGUCUGGAAUUUAGCGGAUUAUAAGAUCCUUA